AUUUUGCUGUAUCCAUGUCUGGGCGCAGUCAAGGGAAAUGCUGUCCCAUAGCAGCCUAGUCAAUUACCAAGAAGCGUUUAAGUUCAACCCAAACCCAGUUGUUUUUUUUUUUUCUUUUCGAUGUAUCAUAGCUUCUUUGGAGACUCGGAAUUCUUCAGAUUCUCCCUUCAUGCUUCUGCAGAUCCCAAUGGUGCUUAUCAAAAAGCAGGUUGCUUGAUUAUUCAUCUCUUAGAAUUUGUUCAAUGGCUGUUGCGGGAUGUGCAUACGAUGUUUUUUUGAGCUUUAGGGGUAAAGACACCCGCAAGACCUUUACCGAUCACCUCUAUGUAGCUUUGGUCCAAGCAGGAUGCCACACUUUUAGAGAUGAUGAUGAAAUUGUGAGAGGAGAGGACAUUGAAUCGGAACUGCAAAAAGCCAUUGAACAGUCAAGGAUUUCAAUAGUUGUGUUCUCAAAAACUUAUGCUUGCUCGAGAUGGUGCCUUGAGGAGCUUGUGAAGAUCCUCCACCACAAAAAGACAUCUCGGCACGAAGUUUUACCUAUUUUCUAUGACGUGGAUCCAUCUGACGUUAGAAAGCAAACAGGGAGUUUUGCUGAGGCAUUUACUAGACAUGAAAUGCGGUUGGGGACAGAAACCAAUGAAAGAAAUGAGGAGUGGAUGAAAAAGUUGGAGCAUUGGAGGGCAGCACUCAGAGAUGUUUCAAAUUUGGCUGGGAUGGUCUUGCAAAAUGAAUUUGACGGGUAUGAGGCAAAGUUCAUCCAAAAAAUUGUCAACGUGAUCAGAGAUAAAUUGAAUCGCAGAGACUUGAGUAUUAGCCCCUUCCUGGUUGGAAUACUUCCACAAGUACAAAUAAUUAAUUUGUGGAUGCAAGAUGGGGCGAUGGAUGCUAGUAUGAUCGCAAUAUGUGGGAUGGGUGGAAUAGGAAAGACAACCAUUGCUAAGUCUGUCUAUAAUCUAAACAGAGAAAACUUUGAUGGUAGUAGCUUUCUUGCGAAUAUCAGGCAACGUUCGCAGGAACCAAAUGGUUUAGUUAAACUGCAACAACAGCUAAUUUCUGAUAUCGGGAAAGAGCAAAAGCCGAGCUGUGUUGAUGAAGGGAUUAUUAAAAUUGCUGAUGCCAUAAGUUGUAAAAGACUUCUCCUUGUUCUUGAUGACGUGGAUCAAGUUGAUCAACUACAUGCAGUGCUUGGAAUGCGACGCUUGUUUACUCCAGGAAGUAAAAUCAUUGUAACAACUAGGCACGAACGGUUGUUAAAUCCUCGUGAAGUUCAUAAGGUGCACCGGGUCAGUCCUCUCAACAAUGAGGACUCACUUGAGCUCUUUAGUUUGCAUGCGUUUGGACAAGCUCAUCCCAUUGACGAUUUCUUGGAAUAUGCUAUGAGAGUAGUACAUUACUGCAGAGGACUUCCUUUAGCUCUUCAAGUUUUGGGUUCUGCUCUAUCAGGGCGAAGUGUAGACGUAUGGGUAAGUGCUUUGAAGAAAUUGGAAGCAAUUCCUGAUGGUCAAAUCCUUAGAACACUUAUGACAAGCUACGAUUGUUUGCAAGAUGAUCAUGACAAAGAGUUGUUUCUCCACAUUGCGUGUUUCUUUGUUGGUCGGGAUAGGGAUUGGACAAUUAACAUCUUAGAUGAAUGUGAUUUCUACACAACAAUUGGCAUUCAAAAUCUGAAAGAUACGUGCCUACUAACCAUCGAUGUGUUUAACAACCUUGAAAUGCACAAAUUGCUUCAGGACAUGGGAAGAGAGAUUGUUCGACAGGAAUCGCUGAAGGAGCUUGGGAGCCGUAGCAGAUUAUGGCGUGAUAAUGAUUCCUUUAAGGUGUUGAGAGAAAAAUCUGGCACGUACAAAAUCGAGGGCCUGAUCCUAGACAUGCAUAAGAUAGAGGAAGAUAAGGCUUCCACUACAAGAUGUCGUGUUGAUGGUGGAAAAAGCAACAAGGACGGAAAAACUCUGGACAAAACAUUCUUAUCAGACAACACUUCUGCAAGAAAUUCAAACACGUCAAAACAUGUGGUGAUCGAUGCGUUUUCAGACAUGGCCAAUCUAAAACUACUCCAGCUCAACUAUGUUCAAAUCAGUGGACCCUUUAAAAAGUUUCCUAACAAAUUAAGAUGGUUGUGUUGGCAUGGAUUUCCUUUAAGAACUAUACCAAGUGAUUUUCCUAUGGGCAGCUUGGUUGCUUUGGACUUGCAGUAUAGCAAUUUGAAACGAGUUUGGGAAGGAACUAAGUUUUGUAAGACAUUGAAAAUACUUGAUCUCAGUCAUUCCCAAGAGCUUACGAAAACUCCCGACUUCUCUGGAGUUCCCAAUCUUGAGGAAUUGAUUCUUGAAGAUUGUGUAAAUUUGGUUAAGAUUCAUGAAUCCAUUGAGAAGCUAGAAGGCCUCAUUCUCCUAAAUCUAGAAGAUUGUAAAAAUCUCAAGAACCUUCCUCGUAAUAUUUGUAUGCUAAAAUCUCUCAAGACACUCAUCAUCUCUGGCUGCUCAAAUCUUGACUGGUGGCCAACAGAGGGGCAGAAAAUAGGUUCUUUGAAAGUGCUUCAUACUUAUGGGGUUCGUGUUAAGCAAUCUGCUUCCGAGGUGGUCAAAUCAUGGCAAGGAAUAAUAAGGUCGCGCUCAUCGAAGCCCCGGAAAAGCCCAGAUAUUUCCUCUUUUCAGUUACCUCGCUCUUUAGUGAAAUUAAGUCUUGCAGGCAGCAAUCUAUUCAAUGAUGAUUUUCCCUUGGAUUUUAGUAACAUGCCCUUACUGGAGUACUUGGAUCUAAGUGCAAAUAAUAUCUGUAGCCUGCCAGAGAGUGUUAGAGAUCUUACUGGGCUGCGGAAGCUUCUUGUAGAUUCAUGCAAAAGGCUAACAUCUCUUACAGGGGUAUCAAACGUUGGACUCAAGCAGUUGAGUGUGAAAGACUGCCCAUCCCUACAAAAAGUGUCAUAUCAGUCGACUUUGUCUGGACCACUAACCAUUUUCUGUAGGGAUUGUGAAAAUUUAGUUGAAAUUGAGGGUCACUUCAAGUUAGAAUCUAUGAGCACGGCUGAUGUAGAGAACUUAAAGGCGUGGGGGUUUUCGAACAUAGAAGCUGUUGUUCCUUGGUACAACAUGUCUGCAAGUGAACUUGUGAAGUGGCUCUCUCUCCAUGUCUCUCUCUCUCUCUCUCUCUCUCUCUCUCUCUCUCUCUCUCUCUCUCUCUCUCUCUCGUGUUUAUUUUUUCUUACAAAUAAUGUUAUUUCUGUGACGCAGAAAUUGUUUGAAGGUGGUGUAUACAGUUAUUUCCUUCCCGGGGAUGAGAUUCCAAGUGUGUUUAGCAUUAAGGCCAAAGGGUCCUCCCUAUCGUUUCUUGUUCCUUCACGUGCUCAUUACAAGAUCCAAGGCUUCGUUAUAUGCUGUAUAUAUACAACUUGGAAGAACGUAGUAACUGUUUCUGAUUUUCUUGCGCCAUUGACAACUAAGAUAGACAAUAAAACGAAGCAUGUUAAAUGCGCGCAUUGCCCAGUGUCUAUUGGUAUUCCGAAAGCCAAUGAAAAUAUGAUAUGGAUAAGUCAUUGGAAUUCCAGGGAUCUGUUGGAUGGUGGUGAUGAGGUAGUGGUUUCAGUGCAUCCGAUGGAAUUUUAUGUUGGACUCACUCAAGAAAAGGGUAGAUGUACUUUUGAAGUAAAAGAGGUUGGAGUUAUUUUUUUGUACGAGUGUCAAGGGGAGAUAGCAACUCAUGAACCCUUCGCUUGCAAAGAUAUUGUUCCUGGAGAUUUGUCACCACAGGAAAUGCUGUACUCAGUUGGCGGACGCUCCGUGGAGAGACACAAAAGGCACUCUUCUGGUGGUCCGCUGCAGAGUGCUUAUUAUACGUUAGCUAGGGGAAUGUGAUUGAAUACUCAGAUCUACCAUUGUAAACAAAGACUGUUGUCCUCUUGUCUCAAGGUGGAGAGCUUCGGUGGUUUUGCAACAUUUUUGUGAAGGCUUUGGAACUUUUUGGGACACGUAACUCUUGUAUAAGUUGUACUCCUUUUACUCGAGCCAAGAGUUGGCAAGGCAAUAAAAUCAAAUGAAGUUUGUUUCAUGUUAAAAUCAAGACAUACAUCCACUAAUGUAUACGCAGUACUACUAUAGUUUCAA
Molecule: messenger RNA, 4100 nt
Organism: Rhododendron vialii
Lineage: Eukaryota; Viridiplantae; Streptophyta; Magnoliopsida; Ericales; Ericaceae
Product: disease resistance protein RPV1-like
Exons: 6
Coding region: 243-3851 (1202 amino acids)
Biological process (GO): defense response; signal transduction
Molecular function (GO): protein binding; ADP binding
Source: RefSeq, a predicted model, not a curated record